This is a messenger RNA of Debaryomyces fabryi, 312 nucleotides long. RefSeq lists its product as uncharacterized. Bases 1 to 312 code for a protein of 103 amino acids. Gene Ontology annotation, molecular function: RNA polymerase I cis-regulatory region sequence-specific DNA binding. NCBI's taxonomy places the organism in Eukaryota, Fungi, Ascomycota, Pichiomycetes, Serinales, Debaryomycetaceae. Gene Ontology annotation, biological process: nucleolar large rRNA transcription by RNA polymerase I; transcription initiation at RNA polymerase I promoter. Gene Ontology annotation, cellular component: RNA polymerase I upstream activating factor complex; nucleus. The transcript has a single exon. The record is from RefSeq and is a predicted model, not a curated record.
AUGGCAAUAAGGCUCCUGAAGUCAAAUAUCAAAACGCCCGUAAAGCGUCAGAAAAAGGCAACUCCCAAAAAGACAACCGAAAAAGAUCCUACAAAAAACAGAAACAGCGCUUUCUUCCAGGAACAGAAUUUGUCAAAUGAACUUGCAGAUGUUAUAGGUGUAGAAAAAUGUUCUAGGCCUCAGGUAGUGAAACUUCUUUGGGCGUACAUUAAGGACAACAAUCUCCAGAAUCCUGACGAUAAGAGGCAAAUCAUAUGUGAUACCAAACUCCAUGCGUUGUUUAAGAAGAGUAAGUUUUUUUUACUUAGAUGA